Molecule: messenger RNA, 621 nt
Organism: Chrysochloris asiatica (Cape golden mole)
Lineage: Eukaryota; Metazoa; Chordata; Mammalia; Afrosoricida; Chrysochloridae
Product: melanoma-associated antigen B10-like
Exons: 1
Coding region: 1-621 (206 amino acids)
Biological process (GO): negative regulation of transcription by RNA polymerase II
Cellular component (GO): nucleus
Source: RefSeq, a predicted model, not a curated record
AUGCUGAAGCUUUUCAACAAAAAAUGUAUGGAGCAUUUUUCUGAGAUCCUGAAGAAAGCUGUGGAUUGCAUGGAGCUGGUCUCUGGCCUUGAAUCGAAGGACAUUCACCCCAACAGUAACUCCUAUCACUUCAUCAGCAAGAUGAAUAUUGCCAAAGGAAGAAUUCUAAUGGCAAGCAGCGGCUUGUUCAAGACAGGUCUGGUGAUUACCCUCUUGGGCAUAAUCUUUAUGAAUGAUAAUCAUGUCAUUGAAUAUGAAAUUUGGGAAUUCCUGAGUGUGUUGGCCAUCUAUGCUGGAAAGUUGCACUCAACUUUUGGGGAUCCCAGGAAGUUUAUAACCAAAGAUUUGGUGAAGGAAAGGUACCUGGUGUUUCAGAAAGUGCUCAAGGAUGGUCCUCCAUGCAAUGAAUGCCUAUGGAGUCUACGAACUUAUGCUGAAACCACCAAGAUGAAACUCCUAGACGUUUUGGCCAAGAUCAACAAUACAGUUCCCAGGUCCCUCCCUUCUCUGUAUGAAGAUGCUUUGAGAGAUGAGGAGGAGAAAGCCCAAGCCACAGUUGUCAAUGCUACAGCCAGUGUGCAUUCCAGGGCCAAGACUAGGAUCUUUUCUCCCAUCAAAUGA